Molecule: messenger RNA, 312 nt
Organism: Capsicum annuum
Lineage: Eukaryota; Viridiplantae; Streptophyta; Magnoliopsida; Solanales; Solanaceae
Exons: 1
Coding region: 1-312 (103 amino acids)
Cellular component (GO): chloroplast
Source: RefSeq, a predicted model, not a curated record
AUGGCUUCUUUGAACUUUUUUGUUCCUCCAAUUGCAACUACUACCCAAAGAAGAGUAGUAUAUAAUAGAGCUACAUCAGCAAAAAGUUCUGGAGGAAGCAAUGAAGAGAAGUCAAUCUUGGAUUUUUUCCUAGGGGCAUUAACAAAAGAAGACCAAUUAUUGGAGACUGAUCCAAUCUUGAAAAAAGUGGAGGGUAAGAGUGGUAUCACCACAACUGUCAGCAGCAGCAAGAAAUCAGUUUCAAGCCCUCCUCCCAAGAAGAAUUCCAAUGGUUUUGGAGGCUUCGGGGGCCUCUUUGCAAAGAAAGAAUGA